AUCGCGUCUGUUGGCGUAUAUUCAACUUACACAGUGGCAUCCGCGACCGCUCGCGACGCCGGCGCAGGUCUGGAGGGAAAUCGGAAAACCAUCGGCUAUACCACGCCCUACUUUAUUUUCACCGUGAUAAAAAAGAGUGAGCUGCAAUGGCCGCCGGCGACGUGACCCGUCGCGCCUCCAUAACUGCGCCCUCCAUGCACCGCCGCCCUUCGGCUAGACGCGGCUCGCUCAUUAAAGGAUCUCAGCCAUCUACAUCACAGGAAGUGCCAUGGGACAUCAUCGACCGCUGCGCGCUGCCCGUGGUUCUGUGCCACGCGCUGGCCGUGGUGCUAUCAGCUCUGCUCAACGCGCUGCAUAUCAGCCAGAUAUCUGUCUUCACGCUGUUCCUCUGGUUCUCCAUCUCGGUCACCGGCUCGCUCUGGUUCUACCACAACCUGCAGGUCACAGCCGCCGGUAAAGCAGUAUUGGUAACAGGGUGCGACAAUGUGCUAGGAAACGCUCUGGCCAGACGUCUGGACGAUUUGGGCUACCACGUGUUCGCCGGCUUCCAGAAUAAGGCCGGUAACAUAGACGCUGAUAUGCUCAAAGAAGACUGUUCCGGUAGACUACACACUCUACAACUUGAUAUCACUUCAGAAACCCAGAUUCUCUCCGCGUCGCUGUAUAUUGUGGACCAUCUACCAGAGGGCGCGCAGGGGCUGUGGGCUAUAGUCAACUGCGAGUCCUGGUGUGCACUAGGCGAACUAGAAUGGGUGCCGUUUUCAGUCAUUCGCCGCGCUAUGGAAGUCAACCUUUUGGGCCCGGCUCGGCUGGUGCAGGUGAUGCUGCCGCUUGUGCGUCGCUCCCGUGGCCGCGUGGUGCUGGCGUCGUCCAUACUGACCCACGUAGCGGCGCCGGUGCGCGGGGUGCACGCCGCCUCGCUCGCCGCCCUCGACGCGCUUGCCGCGUGUCUGCGCCGUGAACUAAAGUCCAGAGGCGUUGACGUCGUGGUGGUAGCCGCGGGCGAGUAUACGACAGGCAACGCGUGGCUGUCCGAGGAAAAGCUUCUGGAACAAGCGCGCGACAUGUGGAAGCGGCUGAGCGACGAACAAAAGGGCGCCUAUGGAGAAGAUUACUUCGAGCAAGCACUCCGCAGCCUAGAGAAAUAUACUAAGAGUGCCGACGCUGACCUGACUGCGGUGACUCGAGCGCUGAGCGAUGGCGUCACGCGGACCUUCCCUCUCUCCCGCUACACACCGGUGUCCCCUCGCGAGAAGCUCAAGUCAUUGUUAGCGGAACAUAUGCCACGCUCCCUCUACGAAGGCCUCUACGCCGAUUAAACGGAACCACAGCGGACUACGCCGAUCUUGUAAACGCUAUUGUAAGCCACAGUCUUUAUUACUGACUAUUGUUACAAUGUAGGCUUCCAUCAAGACCGUAAGAGAUGUAACAGGGGUUGUCAACUUUGUAAAACACAAGAGGUUUUUUUGUUUUAAAUGUGUUACAGGCCAGAUCCAUAUAUCCUGUCCAAAGAUAUUAAAUCCUUGAUUGUAUAAGAAACAUUUGCUUACAAACUAAUUACCAUUGCUUCGAUCUGGCCUUUUAUGAGGAUUACUUUACGUGGUUUAUUACAUUUUUUUUCAAUAUUUAAUCACUGAUAAUAUUGAAAAAAGGUUGGCUGCCCCUGGUAUAGAAACUAUUGUAAAUCUCACCAAAUUACUAGUCCGCUUUGAACACAAUCCGUAUGACUGCGCAGUUUAAAAAAACAUAUACCAGCGAGGCAAAUAUACCUACGCAAUGAGCGUGUUACAACUUCAGAGCGGACAAGAAGUUUGGCGUUGACUCUACGUAAUUAAUUUAUAAUUCUUUGAAAAUAAGCUGUUUACCGUAACAUUGUGAACCUAGUUUGUUAAUAUUUAACAAAUACCUUUGUUAAAUAUUAACAAAAUGUUUCAAAAAGUGAAAAAAAAAACCUUUCAAUAUUAUUUUAUGCGUUGCGGUUUUUAGUUCAGCAACUUCGCACAAGCGAAACACGAUGCCUGAUACUUAAUUGCUGUAAUAAAUUCAACUAAAACGUUGUUUAGAACGAGUUUAGGUUCUCGUGUGCAAAAUGAGGCCAGCUCGCAGUUGCUGAAGCCUGCAUGAAUUAUGUAAGCUUUUAAGGUCGAGUAAGUUUUCUGAUCAUUUAUGCAAGUCCCUCUCACUUGAACACGUUCUUAGCAUCUCUUUUACAGUGGAAGGUUAUAGAUAUGGGUAACACGAAGCUAAUGAUAUCUAUACGAGUAUACCUGCACUAAUGAUAUCUAUACACUGCAAUAUUGCUUUUGAAAAUUGUGUUGGCUAUAAAACUUUACUUUGUUAGUUUUUAGUAGUUAGUUAGUAUUUUUAGCUUUACCCUUAGAUGUUACGAGUAUCUUUUUUUUUUCAAAAUGAACAGAAAUUACAUUUUCUACUACUUCUAAGCUUUUUUCUGAUUUGUAGUGAAGGUAUUGAUACCAAAACAUGGAUAUCGAAAGUCUUUGACAGUACAACUGAAACCUUUCAUCAAUUACUAAUUGUUCGUUGGAUGAGCUGUUUUGAUUUAUUUAUUUAAUAAAUUGUUUAUUCCUUGAACUGUAUUUGUCUUUAUGGCUUAAAAUUAUUAAACGACUUCAAAAAAAGGAGGAGGCUCUCAAUUCGAUUCGACGCGUAGUUUUUUUUGUAUUAUUUAAUCUUUGUAAACUUCGUUAUUUCUUUUCGUAACUUUUUUUGUUUGAAACUUCCAACUUUCAGAUUGGUCCCAUUUAAUUUUCAUGUUUGUUCAGUAAUUUGUGUUAAAAUGAAAAUAACGAAAACGUUUACGUUCACUAUGCUGUGCUAUGACACACGAAAAACAGAAAAAUAAAAUCUUUUUAACAACAUUAACCUUCUGAUCAUUUUGAAGGCGGUGCCAACACAGUGAUGCAUUAACUCAAGCCGUUUACAUCAUAAAGUUUUAGGAUUUUCAGACGGUUUGCUGCCGUGGUUCUUUUAGAAACGGCUUUAAUUAAUGCGCCACUGGCCUGGCACCGCCUUCAAAGUAAUCAGAAGGCAGCACAUGCAAUGUUAUUUUUCGCUUUUUAGUUAUUUUUUGUAAUUUUGUCGGUUGAUUUUUUGUUAAAAAGAUAUUUGAUGGUCAGUUUGUCAGUCAAUUUUCCUACCAUACUCGUAGAUAAAUACGGUGGGCAACUAUGGAAUUAAGAUUAUUGGGAAAAUCCUCUCGCUUUUUGAUAAAUUUUGUGAUGUUUGGACAAUCUUUUUAUUUCCCCUCUUUUAAAGAAACAAUUUGAUUAAUUCAAAUAUAACUAUAUGAAAUAUAAUUUGAAGUAGUUUAUGUAUUGAAGUAUAUUAUUCAAUGUUUUAUUAUAUAUUAUCAAAAUUUAGUUUAAUAGAGUUUACGUAUAUAAUUUAAACGUUGUUUAAAGCAGAGCAUAAUUUAACAAAAAUUCUAACAAUAACUGUAACAAUUAGUCUUUGUGACUUGAUUUACAGUCACAACACUUUUGUCAAAAUUAUGAUUUUAAUCUUCAUUUUUACCUUUACUCAUGGAUUAAUACGGUGAAAUUAUUAUAAAAAAUUAUUAAUUUCAUGAUUCCUGUAAAACAAAAUAUAAUAGUUUGUCUAUAUAUAGAAGUCCGUUUAGCUUUGUUUGUGGUAAGGUGUGAAGACAAGUGUUCAAAAAAAAUCAUGGUCCAAGAUCCAGCAAGAGAAAAAUAUACCCUCAUCUGAAGACUCCACCAAGAAAAAAAAUCCAAUCAUACUAACCGGCCACAAUUAGGCAACCUAUUUGCAAUGUGUCGAUGUGAAUAAUUUCUAUCAUUUAUUUCUCAAAUAAAUAACGGAUGUGGGUAUAGUCCUUUUCAUGAAAGAAGUCCCCCAGACGCGACGCUAACGUCGUAAUGGCGCUCAUUGUAAUUUGGUAAUGGCGGUCUUAUUGUCAUUUGUGUAAGGCGCUGUCAAUUUUAGUGCAGGUUUGAGCCGCGGAACUUCAUUCAUGAAAAGGACUCUAUAUAUUUCUUGUCUCGCACGCUUGUACCUUCGAAAAACCUCUUUAUUCUAAAAACGCGCGUCAUCAAAGCGCGCGCUUCGAAACGCCUAAUAUGUACUCGCUCUAUGAAAGUUGACACAAAAGCGCAUUGUCAUCUUACCAAUCCAUCCAAAGCCAAACUUUCCUAACUAGUAUCUAACAUAGUGUCUGUAGUACCUAAUAUCCAAUCUACGUAAAUAGUAUGUGUUAUCAAAUAUAUCGUUUACAAUCAUGCAUGUUUGUGACAUGCGUUUGAUAAACUACGUUAAAUAUUGAAGUCAGUAUAUAUCAGUUUUACCAACACGAAAAACCGUGACGAAAAACGGACGUGAUAUGCAGUCUUUAAAUUUUGAGUACAGAACCGUAUGAGUUAUAUUUAUGUGUUGUUUUUUAUUGUAUAAUGUUUUGUGCUUCAAUUAAGUUGUAGUAAUAUUUUACUAAGCAAAUUUUGAUAGAAAAUUAUUACAAUUGUUUGUAAAUGUAGGGUAGCUCAAUAUUAAUUCGAUAUUCAUAUUGUUGUCUUAUAUUAAACGAAUUAGUAACAAUAUUACUUAUUAAUAUUACUUUAGUAAGCGGUACUUGAAGGACUUCUACUUGGCAAACUGUAGGUACCUACUUCAAGUAUAAAAGAUCGAACAAACAAACAAACAACAAUUUGCUUACAAACUAACUUUAACUGAACAGUCGAACAAUUGUAUCAACCAGUUUUAAAUGUUAAACUGGUGAUAAAAACGACAUAUGUAUAUACCGUAUAUAUCUACAGUGUGCGUCUCAGACAAGUAGCGUGGCAGACACCCACAGACACCGUAUAUUCACACUGCCCAGCAGGUAGCUAGAGACACUUAAAGUCCUUUUUCAUGAAAGAAGCCCCCCAGACGCGGCGCUAAUGUCUUAAUGACGCUCAUUGUCAUUUGGUAAUGGCGGUCUUAUUGUCAAUUGUGUAAGGCGCUUUAAUUUUAGAUCAGGUUUCAUAAAAUGGACUCUACAGACAUGAACCGCACAGACAAAAUAUACUUUCCGCGAAUACUGGCCGGGCGCGGGCCGUGUCUGUCAACGUCUGCGCGAUCGCGUUAUGAUAGAUAAUAAACACUAUAUAGAAGAAUAUUAUUUAGUCUGCCACGGCACGUGUCUGGCACGCUAAAUGUCUGUAGAUAUAAACGGACCUUAAAACUAGCCACAUUUUUUCAAAGAUUUUGUCACAGAACAGAUAAAGCGCUCAGACUAAGCAGUUUCUAUGUAAACUUAGUUAUAUAAAUUGACACGCGGCUAAAACUCACCCGAUACACUCAGUUUGGUUCGUGCCGCGUUGCAAGCACCAGCACAUGACUAAGGAUCCGUAUGGGUUUGAAGUUUCGACUAGUCAGUCGGGCAUAUUCCGACGUUGUAUCACGUCAGUUUUAGCCGUGUUACAAAGUCAAUUAAUAUGAAUAAUACUUACGAUAGUUUAAAUUCUAAAAUAAACUUAGUAAAUAGAUUUUUGUCUAACUUUAAAGAAGCAAAUGAUGAGAAAGAUGUUAGUGAGUUAUAGCAUAUCUAACCUCCAAAGCAAUAGUCAGUAUAAUAUAUUAUUUAAAAGUCAUUUAAAAUAUUUAUAUGAAACAUAACCCCGAAAUAAAUUUUAUACGACCCAUGAAACUAUAUAAAAUGCAUUUAUACAUCGGAUAAAAUUAUGUUCUAAUUUUAUUAAUCCAGUCUGCAAUUUUACGUCUAUGUAUUUAAUUUUUAAUUUAAUAAAAUAAAUUAAUAAAAAGUGUGCCUAUUA
Molecule: messenger RNA, 5786 nt
Organism: Bicyclus anynana (squinting bush brown)
Lineage: Eukaryota; Metazoa; Arthropoda; Insecta; Lepidoptera; Nymphalidae
Product: D-beta-hydroxybutyrate dehydrogenase, mitochondrial
Exons: 8
Coding region: 147-1319 (390 amino acids)
Source: RefSeq, a predicted model, not a curated record